Molecule: messenger RNA, 1401 nt
Organism: Durusdinium trenchii
Lineage: Eukaryota; Dinophyceae; Suessiales; Symbiodiniaceae
Source: the annotation of a GenBank genome assembly
AUGGCGCCCCGUCGGAGGGUGAAACACCAGGUCGCCGAGGCACGGCAGCAGCUGGAAGCGGCGGAUGAGAAGCUGCAAGAGAGGCAGAAGACAAAAGAAGAAGCGGAGGCCGCUUUGGCCAAGUUCACGGCCGACAUGGAGGAAGUCGCGAGUUCCCUUGAAGCCAUCAAGGAGCGUCGCCUAAGGGCAGAGGAGGCCUUAAAGGACAAACGAUCUGAGUUGAUUCAGGCUAGAAGAGAGGAGACAGCUGCGCAACAGCGACUCGAAAAGGCGAACAAGAACCUGACCACGCUACAGGACAAGUUGCUCCAACAGCAACAUGGCCUCACGGUAGCCAGUGAGGCCGCGGAGGCGGCCCAAAAGGCGGCGAGCGAGGCGGCGACGAAUGCCAGCGGUGCCACUGAAAACUUUGGUCAGGCGCUGACAGAGGCGUCGAAACAACUCGACUUGGUGGAUGCUCGCGGCUGUGCAGCAGGCGAUGGUGCGGCCGAUGCGGCACCCGAUAGGCUGAAAAAGGCCUUGAAAGCCUUGGACAAGCUGAAGAACGCCAUGGACAACAACAGUUUCAGAGAGAAAGAGUUCGAGACCACAGAGGAGAACUUGGUGAAGAUUGAGCCAGGUCGAGAAAGGGAUCGACAUCGGCUGGAGCAGCUGGUGACCAAGGCGCAGCAACGUGCCGAGACCUCUCGGGAAGCAGUUCUUCAGGCGGUGCAGAAUUUCGUUGAGGCCGGCAUGUGGUUUGCCGAGUCUCUACAGAAGACACAGAAGCGCCCUGUGAAGAUGGAGCAGGUCAAGGCCGUCCAAAGCUCGGUGAAGAGCGCGUUCCGACAGCUGCCCAAAGUGUGGCAAACGGUGAAAGGCAGCAAAGAGGCGCAAGGGAAGGCGGGCCUGCAACACCGGAAGGCCUUGGGGCGUUUGGCGGCGGCCACGCUGGCGAAAGCAGAGGCUGAAAGCCAGGUGGAGGUGCAGGUGAAGGAGCACAAUGAGGCAGAGACCGAGGAAGAGCACGUGAGCGCCGAGCGGAGCUCCCGGGAGUCGGAGCUCGCGAAGGCGGAAGCAUCGAAGCAAGAGGUGGAGGCUGAAGAGGCUGAGGCCAAGAAGCGGCGCGAGGAGUUGAAGGCGUCGCAGCCCAACUUGAAGGAGGCGCUCAAGGCGGCCAAACUGCAAGAGCGAGAGGCCGACGCCGAGCGCAAGGCGCUCCACGCACGUGCCUCGAAGCGCGAAAAGGAGCAAGAGUUGCUCGAGGAGGCCAAGAAAACAGCAGUGAAGCACUUGAAGAACGAGGAGUACGAUGCACGACAGGUGGAGCAAGCCUACUCUGAAAAGCGGAACGCCAAGAAGGGAGAGUGAGGGAGUGACAGAAUUGUUCUUUUCCAGUGCUCUGCUUUAGAAGACACGUGU